Messenger RNA from Gadus chalcogrammus (walleye pollock), 1706 nucleotides. RefSeq names its product chemokine (C-C motif) ligand 44 (gene ccl44). The record is from RefSeq and is a predicted model, not a curated record. Gene Ontology annotation, biological process: lymphocyte chemotaxis; positive regulation of ERK1 and ERK2 cascade; inflammatory response. Gene Ontology annotation, molecular function: chemokine activity; CCR chemokine receptor binding. Lineage: Eukaryota; Metazoa; Chordata; Actinopteri; Gadiformes; Gadidae. Gene Ontology annotation, cellular component: extracellular region. The transcript is spliced from 5 exons. Bases 54 to 434 code for a protein of 126 amino acids.
UCCUCAUUCCCUGUCUUCUCCUCUUCUCCCCUCCUUCUCUGCCAGCCUCUAUCAUGUUCGUGCUGCAGGCGCUGACUGUUAUCGCUCUGACUGUUGCCCUGCUGUCGCCCGUCGAAGGUAAAGGGGUGCAGAUGCAGCGGGACGUCCAGUGCUGCAUGCUGUACUCGCAGGGCAAGGUACGCACCAAGGACGUGAUCCGCUUCGAGGUGCAGACGGACGGGCCCGACUGCAGCAUACAAGCCAUCAUUCUGUACACCAAGAAGGCCGUGAAGUGCGCGGAUCCCAGCGACCGCAAGGUGAGGAGGCUGCUGAGGAAGCUCCUUCAGAGGCAGAGGAGCAAGGCCCGCCGUACCAUGUGGCUCAUCCCUCACGACAACCUGCCCGUCAUGGCAGAGGACAAGAAGAAUAACUGGGCGACUUUUGAUGUGGAAUGAGAUGAAACAAGAAAACAUUUGUAGUUAUAGGCCAAGUAAACCUUUUCAACGACUGGUCACCGUAGCCUGGCGGCGUUUUGGGGCCUCCCCUGUUGUCUCGUGUGUGUGUCUCUCUCUCUCUCUCCCUUUACCCCUACAGACCCAGGCAGCAGUAGGCCUACAUAGUAGCUAUAAUCGCUUCAGAUAGGUUAAACAACAAAAAAUAAAAAAAUAUUUCCACAAAGUUAACUCUGAAUACAUAGUUUGAACUGCUUCAAAUAUGGCGUGUUUUCUUUAGCAGAUAAGCUAACCAACAUUGCCACUAUCGUGUUGAAUAUAUCCGAAACAUAUCAUACGCACUAGUGCUAUAUUGCCCUGGUCUGCCUGAAGGUCUCUAGUCUACUACUAUUAUAACAUCUACUAGUGGCUGAAUUGUUUUGUAUAUGGGCUACAAUCGUAGAGCACGCCUCUUUUCAUCAAAGGGACUGCUAUAUUUAUCAGCAGACGUGUUACAAUAGCCUACUGUAGGAGUGACAGAAAACGUCCAUUAUAACAAUGAGACGUUCAGUGCUAGUAGUGAAGUACAGCAGUGAGAUACAUGCUGACUUGUGUGACUUGUAUAUCUUUAAGUCAUUUGUAAGAGAAACCAUACUCAGUAGACUGAGUCAAUUGCCGUUUGUCAAGGGUGUGAAAAACACCGGGAACGUCUUUCUAAUAUUAGCCUGCGCUUUUUGCACAAUCCACGUGUCAAUAGUGUGAACUCAUCACCCAUCUCCACUGUCAUUUCGCUGUCAUGGCGGCAAAAAUAGACUAAAAAAGACUCAAACCGGCAGGUACGAAGCAAUAAAGUAUCACAUGUGUUCUUUCUUCAUGGAUUCACCUCGAUGGCCAGACUCACAAGAAAUGAGAAAUCGUUCCCGAUCUUUUUUGCCCACUCAGUGGAUGUUGCAGACUGUUAUAUGAAUAAAUACCUGGCCUCCCAGUUUGUCUUUGUAAAGGGUGCCAGAUGGCGUCCCUCAGAGGUUUUGAUAUGUAUCAGCGGAUGGAGAUUGUUUUUGACACUGACUGUUUAUCUUACCGUAACUAUGCCAAAGUAUUUGCCAAGUAUUUCCAUUCAAAUCUUUGCCACGUGUCCUGGACGUUACAGUGAAGCAUAGACGACCCAAUCAUUUCUGUUACCAUGUUGUUGUAGAAAGAUGCACUGUAUGUUACAACCACAAAAAAAAGAUGAAAGUAUUUCAAGUGAUCUCUUUUAUAAAUUAAUCUGAAACGACCCGUUGUUUAAGUGUAUUU